Molecule: messenger RNA, 1616 nt
Organism: Oryzias melastigma (Indian medaka)
Lineage: Eukaryota; Metazoa; Chordata; Actinopteri; Beloniformes; Adrianichthyidae
Gene: oxa1l
Product: OXA1L mitochondrial inner membrane protein
Exons: 11
Coding region: 46-1518 (490 amino acids)
Biological process (GO): mitochondrial respiratory chain complex IV assembly; protein insertion into mitochondrial inner membrane from matrix
Cellular component (GO): mitochondrial inner membrane
Molecular function (GO): membrane insertase activity
Source: RefSeq, a predicted model, not a curated record
UCUUUCGCUUUCCGUAGAUGUUUUUUUUCUGUCUUCUUUGACAGUAUGGCUGCCAUCAGGAGUGCAGUGACUCCCGGCGUUUUAGGACGUUGUUUAUUAAGACAGACGGGGAAACCGAGCCGGGGCAGCUAUCCACUGACUGGCAUCCAGGAUCACCGGUUGCUCCUCAGGUCCCGGUUGCACACAGUGGUGGGAUGUAGCAGUCCUGCAGCCAGGUCCCAGCUGAGCCGAAGACACCAGGGGAGGCUCCUCUGGGACGCCAUCAGACACAGCAGCUCACAGAUUCCACCUGAUGACGGGUUUAUGGCGGCGCCGAGUAUCGAAGCCUCCAGCAGUCCAGCCGUGUCUCCGCCCACCGGCCCGGUCAUCCCACAGACGGUACCUGAACAGAUCGACGCAGCAGCGUCCAGCAGCAGCUCUGCUCCGUCUCUGCUCCUGGAAGCUCCUCCCACUCCCGCCGACCCUAUAAUAUUGCAGUCGGCUGCGGGCGACGCGGCCCCCACUGCAGUGGACCUCCUGCAGGCGCUGUCGGCAGAACCUCGGCUGGCAGAGCUGGGCUUGGCCGGUCACACCCCCGUGGGUCUCAUCCAGAACCUGUUAGAGUUCUUUCACAUGGAUCUGGGUCUGCCGUGGUGGGGCGCUAUCGUCGUCGGAACCGUGCUGGCCCGUCUGGCCGUGUUUCCCGUCAUCGUGAAGGGUCAGAGGGAAGCGGCCAAGCUGAACAACGUGCUCCCGGACAUCACCAAACUCACCAACAAAAUGAACGAGGCCAAGCAGAGCGGGAACAAGUUUGAAUUUGCCAAAGCGUACUCGGAACUGAACAUGUUCCAGAAGAAGCAUGACGUGAACCCUCUGCGCGGCUUCCUGGUUCCUCUGGUCCAGGCCCCCGUCUUCAUCUCCUUCUUCAUCGCUCUGAGGAAGAUGGCGUAUCUGCCGGUUCCCAGCCUGCAGACCGGAGGAAUGCUCUGGUUUACCGACCUGACGGCAGCCGAUCCGUUCUACAUUCUGCCCAUCGCUGUGACCGGGACCAUGUUCUUCAUCCUCGAACUUGGUGCAGAGUCCGGCAUUGACAACCCCAACCUGCGAGCCAUGAAGACGGUUUUCAGGAUCAUGCCGUUGAUCAUCCUCCCCCUCACCAUCAACUUCCCUACAGCGGUGUUCACCUACUGGCUGACCUCUAACCUCUUCUCACUCGGUCAAGUGGCUUUGCUCAGACAUCCCGCUGUCAGGAGGAAGUUCAAUAUCCCGGAAAAGAUCCAGCACCCGGCCUCCGCUCUGCCCCAGAACGAUGGGCUGAUCCAAAGCAUGAAGAAGGGUUGGAAGAACGCUCAGCUGGCUCAGCAACUGGAGGAGAGAGAAAGAAGAAUAAAGAACCAUCUGGACAUCGCCGCUAAAGGUCCAUUAAGGCAGACUUUUACCCACAAUCCCCUGCAGCAGACUCCUCCCAUCGCUGCUGCCUCUUCUAAAGGCAAAUCCGCUGAUGUCAAAGCGAGGCCGUGGAAGGACACCAUCGGAUGAUCUCUGAGCUUCAUUGUGUACAUAGAUAAAGUUGGAUCGUUUUGAAGAUGGUUGUGAACGUGUAUUAUUCUAACUAAAGUACAAACUAUGCCUCAAAA